GAUAAAACGCCCCUCUCACUGCUAGGCGUCGUCCCAAUUUCCCGGCGGCGCCUCUGCUUCGGCAAUUGAACCCGGCACAAUACGAUGUCGUUUCUCCGUCUCUGCCACCUGCGUUGUACAACCUUUAUCACCCGUCUUAUUGCCUCACCAUUCUCCACCGCCACAAGCCGCAAAGUCCCACUCCUCUACAAGCCCGACACUGCCACCGACCAAAACGACGCCGUCGCCACCAAAACGACAACCCUCCAGCUUCUCUCGUGGGGCCGAGGCUCCUCCGGCCAGCUCGGCGGCGGAAUCGAGGAAAUCCGGCUCUACCCGACCCCACUCGCCAACCUCCUCGUACCCUCUUCCUCCUUCGCUCUCUCCCCCACCCCAGGUCGAAUUUCACUGCCCAGAAGCUCAAAAAACGAUGUUAAUGGCGAUUCCGGGAGUUUAACGGAGGUGGGUAUUUCUUGUGGGCUCUUCCACUCUUCGUUGGUCGUUGAUGGUAAGCUCUGGAUUUGGGGCAAAGGCGACGGAGGAAGACUAGGCUUUGGCCACGAGAAUUCUGCGUUUGUGCCGACAUUGAAUCCACAUUUGGAUUCGGUGAAGUCCGUGGCUCUCGGUGGGCUCCACUCGGCUGUGCUCACUUCCCAAGGCGAUGUCUUCACCUGGGGUUAUGGUGGUUUUGGUGCACUUGGGCACUCUGUUUAUCACAGAGAGCUGUUUCCUAGAUUGGUGGAAGGUUCAUGGAGUGGGAAAAUAGGACAUAUCGCAACUAGUGGCACGCAUACUGCUGCCAUUACAGAAUCAGGCAAACUUUAUACUUGGGGUCGAGAUGAAGGGGAUGGUAGAUUGGGACUUGGUCCUGGCCGUGGCCCAAAUGAGGGUGGUGGACUUAGCAUUCCUUCCCAAGUGAAAGCAUUACCUGUGCCUGUGGCUGCUGUUUCUUGUGGGGGCUUUUUCACCGUGGCAUUAACCGUGGAUGGAAAAAUUUGGAACUGGGGAGUAUGUCGGCAAGGAAUGCCAACUUUGCAAGUGUUUCUUGAAGUUUCUAUUUGCAGCCUUGAAGAUACUUCUAGAAUAUGUUUAGAUAAGGUUUCUAGCACAAAUUGGAUAAGGUCUCUAGAUUAA
Messenger RNA from Morus notabilis, 1113 nucleotides. RefSeq names its product PH, RCC1 and FYVE domains-containing protein 1. The record is from RefSeq and is a predicted model, not a curated record. NCBI's taxonomy places the organism in Eukaryota, Viridiplantae, Streptophyta, Magnoliopsida, Rosales, Moraceae. The transcript has 4 exons. Bases 85 to 1113 code for a protein of 342 amino acids.